Molecule: messenger RNA, 1375 nt
Organism: Impatiens glandulifera
Lineage: Eukaryota; Viridiplantae; Streptophyta; Magnoliopsida; Ericales; Balsaminaceae
Product: stemmadenine O-acetyltransferase-like
Exons: 2
Coding region: 62-1360 (432 amino acids)
Source: RefSeq, a predicted model, not a curated record
CUAAGGCUGUCUCUGUCUCAUUUUACCCAUAUUUGUAUCAUCAGACUAAGUAUAGAAGAUCAUGAUGAAGCUUCUCGAGAUGGAAGUGAUCUCGAAGGAGAUGGUGAAACCGACGUCCCCAACUCCCCAGCACCUUCGUCGCCACCGUCUAUCCUUCCUCGACCAAAUAUCUCCCCCAAUCUUCAUGCCCAUGAUUCUCUUCUACUCAUCGGGCGAAGUUGAAAAGAAGACGAAAGAUGACUUGUCCAAGCACCUAAAACAAUCUUUGUCACAAAUCCUAACACAAUACUACAUGUUGGCGGGGCGCGUCUCUGAGGACAACCUCCAUGUUGAUUGUAAUGACGCUGGGGUACCCUUCUUUGAAACUCGCGCUAACUGCACGUUAUACGAUCUUAUACACGAUCCAGAUCCCAAUGAAUUCAACAAGCUUCUUGCUUAUGAUUUGGCCGAUGUUAAGGACCUGGGCAUGGCAGUUCAGGUUAACUUCUUUAGCUGUGGAGGCAUGGCAGUUGGUGUUGGGAUCUCUCAUAAGAUUACUGAUGCCAUGGGCUUCUGUCAUCUUAUUAAUAACUGGUCUGUUGUGGCCUGUGGAGAAGGAAAGAUGUUGCCGCCACGGUUUGUUGGGGCAGACAUCUUCCCGCCAUUAGAGUUGGGAAGCUUCCUACCGAGUGUUGGAAUGUUGCCCAUAGAGGAUGUUGUUGUCAAAAGGUUUGUCUUCCCCACGGACAAGAUUACCCAACUUCAGGACUGUUACACCGAAGACACAAUCCGGCCAAGUAGAAUUGAGGCUCUUUCUGUGUUCAUAUGGAGUCGGUUCAUGGCAACAGUUGAAGGAGGCGGGGACCCAAACAAGACUUACCUGAUAAUCCACCCGGUCAACCUCCGGCGACGUGGCAGCAAGACCGGUCCGCAACUCCUGGACGACCGAUGCUUCGGGAACAUCUACCGCAUAGCGAUGACAGAGCCCACGAAGGACGAUGACGGAAAAUACUCGGACGUGGUGCGGAAGAUGAGGAAAGCAUUAAAGAGCAUCGAUGACGUGUACGUGGCAAAGCUACAAGAAGGUGGGGAUCACCUGGACUUUCUUCAGGAGAUGAUGGAGUUGUUUCUUAAGGGAGAAGUCAUUGCCUUUAGCUUCACUAGCCUUUCCAAGUUCUCACUCUAUGAGUCGGAUUUUGGGUUUGGGAAACCGGUUUGGUUCGGUUCGUCCCGGUUUGAUUUCAAUAAUCUGGUUAGUUUCAUUGAUACCCGUAUGGAAGAUGGGGUCGAGGCUUGGAUAAACAUGUCGCCCAAGGACAUGGCUAAAUUUGAGGCCGACAACCAACUUAUGUCCUACGUCUCACCGGUCAGUCCAUUCUAAUAAGGAAUAAAUAUA